GUUCCAGCCGAAACACAACAACAUUCUCGGUGGUGGGAGUGAAUGGACUCUUCCAACAGAGGGGGAUCCUUCUCACCAUCAAAUUUUAAAAUCCUAGAGAUAAUCAAGAACAAGUCCAUCUCUUGCGCUCGAUCGCCCGCGCAGAGGUUGGGGAGGCUCUGCGGAGAUCGUACCUAGUUGUCAGGAGGAGCAGGAAGGGGAUGAUCAAAGCCUGAGUGACGCGCGUCGGCCUGUUCGCGAAAGGGCAGCUCCUGGGUGGGGUGAAGCGCCCCUGUCUUUCAUCCUGUCCCCCAUCCUGGUGUGGGCCACUAGCUGCAGGAUGAACUGUCGCUCGGAGGUCCUGGAGGUGUCGGUGGAGGGGCGGCAGGUGGAGGAGGCCAUGCUGGCCGUGCUGCACACCGUGCUCCUGCACCGAAGCACGGGCAAGUUCCACUACAAGAAGGAGGGUACCUACUCCAUCGGCACCGUGGGCACCCAGGAUGUCGACUGUGAUUUCAUCGACUUCACCUAUGUGCGCGUCUCCUCUGAGGAGCUGGACCGUGCACUGCGCAAGGUUGUUGGGGAAUUCAAGGAUGCACUGCGCAACUCUGGUGGUGAUGGGCUGGGGCAGAUGUCUUUGGAGUUCUACCAGAAGAAGAAGUCUCGCUGGCCUUUCUCAGAUGAGUGCAUCCCCUGGGAAGUGUGGACAGUCAAGGUGCAUGUGGUAGCCCUGGCCACGGAGCAGGAGCGGCAAAUCUGCCGGGAGAAAGUGGGUGAGAAGCUCUGCGAGAAGAUCAUCAACAUUGUGGAGGUGAUGAACCGGCAUGAGUACCUGCCCAAGAUGCCCACGCAGUCAGAGGUGGACAACGUGUUUGACACAGGCUUGCGGGACGUGCAGCCCUACCUCUACAAAAUCUCCUUCCAAAUCACUGAUGCCCUGGGAACCUCAGUCACCACCACCAUGCGGAGGCUCAUCAAAGAUACUUUGGCCCUCUAGGCCUUGCUGGGGCCUUGAUGGCUCGCAGACCUUGGCUUCUGGGGAUUGUACUGUACUCUUGGGGCUCUGGAACCUGCCCUGGGUCCUUGAUGGACUUGGAAGGGCCAGCCCCUGGCUUCCUUGGUUUGUGGUUGCCAGUCUCUGGUCAUCCUUGUAACCUUCACUGAUGGUCAAGUCCGGCUUACACUGUCUCACCACACCCCUGGUGGGGUCCCCCUUCCUUCGUUGUACAGAAGUGCCAUCACUAGGAUGGCGAAUAAAGUUGAGACUGUGAGUUUAGGUUGA
Messenger RNA from Pteropus alecto (black flying fox), 1261 nucleotides. RefSeq names its product autophagy related 101 (gene ATG101). The record is from RefSeq and is a predicted model, not a curated record. Gene Ontology annotation, biological process: autophagy; autophagosome assembly. The transcript is spliced from 4 exons. Gene Ontology annotation, cellular component: phagophore assembly site. Lineage: Eukaryota; Metazoa; Chordata; Mammalia; Chiroptera; Pteropodidae. The coding region runs from base 320 to 976 and encodes 218 amino acids.